Messenger RNA from Anolis carolinensis (green anole), 1610 nucleotides. RefSeq names its product YJU2 splicing factor homolog (gene yju2). Gene Ontology annotation, biological process: mRNA splicing, via spliceosome. Bases 122 to 1066 code for a protein of 314 amino acids. The record is from RefSeq and is a predicted model, not a curated record. Gene Ontology annotation, cellular component: U2-type catalytic step 1 spliceosome. Lineage: Eukaryota; Metazoa; Chordata; Lepidosauria; Squamata; Anolidae. The transcript has 8 exons.
CCAACCAAUAGAGAUGUAGAAAACAGAUCCAACGGCCAAUGGGGAGAGAGGAGGCGGGGCGGAGCUGUAAAAGCGAAGAAGCGGUCCUGAGGAGAAAAGCGAGAAGCAGCAGAGAGGCAAGAUGUCGGAGAGAAAAGUGUUAAAUAAAUACUACCCUCCGGAUUUCGAUCCAUCGAAAAUCCCAAAGCUCAAACUCCCAAAGGACAGGCAAUAUGUGGUCCGGUUGAUGGCCCCUUUCAACAUGAGGUGCAAGACGUGCGGUGAAUACAUCUACAAGGGCAAGAAGUUCAAUGCCCGGAAGGAGACGGUUCAAAACGAGUCGUACCUGGGGCUCCCCAUCUUCCGUUUUUACAUCAAAUGCACCCGCUGCCUUGCAGAGAUCACUUUCAAAACAGACCCCGAGAACACGGACUACGCCAUGGAGCACGGGGCCACCCGGAACUUCCAGGCCGAGAAGCUGCUGGAAGAGGAAGAGAAGCGCUUGCAGAAAGAGCGAGAAGACGAAGAGCUGAACAAUCCCAUGAAGGUUUUGGAGAACAGGACCAAGGACUCCAAGCUGGAGAUGGAAGUCCUGGAGAACCUUCAGGAGCUGAAGGAGCUCAACCAGCGCCAGGCCGAUGUGGACUUUGAAGCCAUGCUGCAGCAGUACAAGGACAGCGAAGAGCGGCGGAAACAGUGGGAGGCCGAGGAGGACGAGCUGGAAAUGAAAGAGAUGUUGGAGCAAGCGCAGAGCAGGCGGUUGCUGGAAGACUCCGAUUCGGACGAGGACCGGGCUCUGGCGCCUGCGAAACCUCUGACAAAAGCAAAGCCAACAGAUAUCCUACAGGAGAACCCUGAGCCUCCAGCGAAGAGGCAGAAGGUGGAAAGCUGGGAGAGGAGUGUGGGCAACCUGACCCACAAAGCCCAGCUUUCGGGAAUGGUGGCCCCAAAGAGGAAGACAAACGGACCCGCAAGCCAGGGUGCAUCCUCAGGACACGGGAACGGAGCAACCGUGGCGUCUUCCGGUCCUUCGUCUCUCAGCCUCUUGGGCGCCUAUUCCGACAGCGACGACAGCCAAAGCGAGUGAUCGCCUCUGGAUUGUGGAUGUUAUUUUCCACAUUACAUUUCCACGAGCAACAACCCUCCUCAGAUGUCCAAGUGGUGGUCCACCAUGUCGUUUCAAGGUUCACAGAAAUCCAGACAUGAACACUGAUAGCUCUUUGCGGUGUGUACAUGUGAUAAUAAUAACCCAUUUAUUUUGAGGCUCAGGAGCAAAUCUGGACCCUCGAUGCAAUGCGGGUGACCAUCCUUGUCAAGAAGGGAUCGAUUUUUGUCCUCUUACCCCUCUGCUCUGCCUCUCUUGUGCUUCUUAUAGACUUCCUUUCUUUCCCGUGGGUCUCUGGAUAAGGAUAAGAAGUGCAACCGCUGGAUAUCUUCCGUCCGACGUGAGGGCCUAAGGCAUUCAGUAUGGGAACGGUCUAGAUGCUCACAUGCUUCUUCUGCAAGUGUUUGGACCCCAGGAAUCGUUGCCGUCGCUUUGGGCCCCCAAAUAACCCUUUUGUAGCAUUCUUUGGCAAAAACAAGUGUAUAAUAUGGAAAUUAUUUAUUAAACAUAACCGUUUAGGGUUGUA